AUGUCUGCUUAUGGUGUAGUUAAUACAAGCAAAGACUCAAUUUGGAUCGAAAAAUACCGGCCAAAAACCCUUGACAACCUUGUUGGGAACGAGGAUCAAAUUAAUAAGUUGAAAGAUAUGCUUGAGACGAAUAUAAUAUUUAAUUUAUUAAUUUGUGGGCCGCCAGGUGUAGGAAAAACUUCUGCUGCAAAGUGUUUUGCGAGACAAUUGUUAGGAGAGUACUAUGCAGAAGGCGUUCUUGAACUUAAUGCAGCUAGUGAACGAGGGAUAGAAACAGUCAGAGAAAAAAUUAAAAUUUUUUCACAGGAAAAAAUAAUAUUGCCAAAAAGAAAAUACAAAAUAGUAAUAAUGGAUGAAGUAGAAGCUAUGACGACGACUGCACAACAAUCUUUACGUAGAAUAUACGAAAUAUACGCAGACACAACUAGAUAUUUCAUGAUCUGUAAUUCUAGUGAAAAAAUAAUUGAACCUUUGCAAAGUCGAAGCAUUAUUUUAAGGUUUAGCAAAAUUAAAAAUGAUGCAAUAUUAAACCGGCUUAAAAAAAUUUGUGAUGCACAAAACUAUAAUUACAGCGAAGAUGCACUUGCUCUGCUUGUCGAUUCUUGUGAAGGAGAUUGUCGAAAAGCUAUAGGAUAUGUUCAAAUGGCAGCUUCGCUGUACGACAAGCUCGAAAUUGAAAAUGUAUAUAAUAUCUGUGAUAUUCUGCCAUUACCUUUAAUUAAAGAGUUAUUCUUGCAUAUACAAGAAGGACAAUUUAAACAAGCAAACACAGCCACCGGCAAAAUACUUGAUGAAGGGUAUUCGAAUCAAGAAAUAUUAGCUUCUUUGCUAAAAAUUAUCGAAACAGAUGAUAUGAGCAACUCCAUGAAAAUGAUUUAUCAUGGUAUGAUAACAGAAUCAAUUAUCGCCAAUGAAACAGGCAUUUCAGAUUUGCAAUUUGAGUAA
This is a messenger RNA of Dermatophagoides pteronyssinus (European house dust mite), 945 nucleotides long. RefSeq names its product replication factor C subunit 2-like. NCBI's taxonomy places the organism in Eukaryota, Metazoa, Arthropoda, Arachnida, Sarcoptiformes, Pyroglyphidae. The record is from RefSeq and is a predicted model, not a curated record.